This is a messenger RNA of Drosophila kikkawai, 2108 nucleotides long. RefSeq names its product Runt related A (gene RunxA). Gene Ontology annotation, molecular function: ATP binding; RNA polymerase II cis-regulatory region sequence-specific DNA binding; DNA-binding transcription factor activity, RNA polymerase II-specific. Gene Ontology annotation, biological process: regulation of DNA-templated transcription. Gene Ontology annotation, cellular component: nucleus. Lineage: Eukaryota; Metazoa; Arthropoda; Insecta; Diptera; Drosophilidae. The record is from RefSeq and is a predicted model, not a curated record.
AACAGCAGCAACAACAACAACAGCAACUUCACCAACAGCAACUUCAACAACAGCAACAACACCAACACCACUAUAAUCCCUACACCAACGAUACCAACAAUUACAGCAAAAUGCAUUUAACAACCACCUCGAGCAAUUCGACGGCAUCUAAUGCCAACAACAACAACAAUAAUAACAACAACAACAAUAACACAACCAACAACAACAAUAAUAAUAACAACAACUCUAGCAGCAACAACAACAGCAGCAACAACACCAAUGGAACCAACAACAACUCCAGUAGCAGUAACAAUAACAACAACAACAACAACAGCACCGAACAAAAUACACCACCCACACCCGCCCAAUUGCUAAACGAGGCCUAUACGAAAAUGACAUCAGACAUCCUGGCGGAAAGGACACUGGGUGACUUCCUUACCGAACAUCCCGGCGAACUGAUCCGCACCAGCAGUCCGCUCUUCGUUUGCACCGUCCUCCCGCCACAUUGGCGCUCCAAUAAGACGCUACCGGUGGCCUUCAAGGUGGUCUCCCUGGGCGAUAUAAUGGACGGAACGAUGGUCACCGUGCGGGCGGGCAAUGAUGAGAAUUAUUGUGCGGAGUUGCGCAACUGUACGGCGGUGAUGAAGAACCAGGUGGCCAAGUUCAAUGACCUGCGAUUUGUUGGAAGGAGCGGAAGAGGGAAAAGCUUCACGCUAACCAUCACCGUGUCAACGAAUCCACCGCACAUAGCCACCUACAACAAGGCCAUCAAAGUGACUGUCGAUGGGCCACGCGAACCCCGCUCCAAGACAAGACAGCAGCAGCAGUUUCACUUUGCAUUUGGCCAGAGACCCUUCCACUUCUCCACGGAUCCGCUAUCCGGCUUCCGGAUGCCGCCCAUUGGCAACUGUCAGAGCGCCAGCAAUACGCACUGGGGCUAUGGAUCGGCUGCCUCGGCUUAUUCACCAUAUUUGGCCAGCAGUGGGCUCUCGUCCUGCACAACGCCCACAUCCGCCCAGUUCAACAAUCCGGCCUUGGGCUUUACCUGCUCUUCAAAUGAUCAGAGCAAUAAUCAGGACUUUGGAGGAGCCACCAAUAGGGAUUGUGUGCCAAUGCUUCCCGAUUCGACGGCCAGCGAUCUGGAUCAACACCUGAGCAGCCUAGUUGGCUCCACCAGCGGCCAGAUGACCCACCACAGCCUGUUGGGCGCCACCGGACAGACCUCAAUAUCCUCGACGGUCAACGGGGCGAGCAGUGCGGGCGCUGGCGGUGCUGCUGCCGGCGGCGGCGGAGCCGGUAAUGGCACCAGCGGUGGCGGUGGCAGUGGUGGUGCCGGAAACUCCAUUCUGGUGCCGCGAUAUCACACCAAUGCUAGCAACGAAUAUAAUGUGCACUCCAGCCAGAACGGACCGCGCAGCCUGAGCGACAGCUCUCAGGCCGAGUCGCCGGUGCAGGAGGAUCUGCUGUCCACCAAUACACCCAAUCUGGGCAGCACGGCGGCGGCCAAUGGUGGGGCGGCGAAUGCCGGCGGCGGUGGCUCGGCCACAGCUGCUGCUGCAGCGGCAGUCACUGGCUCCUCGGUGGGUGUCGGUGUUGGUAAUCCCGCCAUGCUGGGCUCCAAUCAGAAUUUCCCCGGUAUUGUCAAUCAGGCCCAGCAUGCCUCAGCCUCUGCCUAUGGUGGUGGCGCCGGGGUGGGCGUUGGCGUUGGCGUGGGCGGCGGACAUGGAAGUGCAGCGGCCGCCGCCGCCGGAUGCAAUGGCUCACUAUAUCCGGUGCUGCCAGCCAGUCUGCUUUAUUCACAGCUAUACACGGCGGCCAAUCAGUCGGCACAUGGCUUCCACUCGCACACGCUGCCCGGCCAUGCCUCCCAUUCGCCCAACUCCUCGGUGCACGGCGAGCUGCAGAGCGUGAUGGAUCACAUCAGCAACGUGGGCGUUCGCCAGCAGCACAACAUCAUGGCCGGCGGCGGGGUUACCCAUCCCGGUGACCUCACGCUGAUCGGGAAUUGCGGCGCCUCCGUACGGAAUAUCGAGGAUGGGAAUAGCAACCGGCAGGUGGCCGCUUUGGCCGCCCAUCGGGGACACCACAAUCCCACCGACAACGGGGGCAGCGUCUGGCGGCCCUAUUGA